UGUUUGAGUCACUGGUUGGAGCAAAGCUAAGAUAGUCGCUCCGAUCAUCCGCCGCCGCUGCUCUGUUGGCCAUCAACGUAUGCCUAGCUAGCCUAGGCCUAGAGCCAUGGAACUUCCAGAUACAUUUUACAAUAAAGCCGAGUACAUUGAAACCGCAUCUGGCAAUAAGGUGAGCAGACAGUCAGUAUUGUGUGGCAGUCAGAAUAUUGUCCUCAAUGGCAGGACAAUUAUUAUGUCCGAUUGUAUCAUACGUGGUGAUUUAGCAAACGUCAGAAUCGGGAGGCAUUGCGUCAUCGGAAAACGCUCCGUCAUCCGACCUCCAUUUAAGAAAUUUAGCAAAGGUGUUGCAUAUUUCCCGCUUCAUAUUGGUGAUCACGUUUACAUUGAUGAAGACUGCACGAUCAACGCUGCUCAAGUCGGUUCUUAUGUUCACAUUGGCAAGAAUUGCGUGAUUGGAAGGAGGUGUGUAUUAAAGGAUUGCUGUUCUAUAGCUGACAACACUUAUCUCCCACCAGAAACUGUGGUACCGCCAUUUACAGUUUUCUCUGGCUCACCAGGUCGUGUGAGCAAUGAGUUGCCAGAAUGUACCCAAGAUUUAAUGAUAGAUAUAACAAAGGGAUACUACCAACAUUUUCUCUCAAUAGCAGACGCACAGUAACAAAAGUUCCACGACUCCUUACAGGUGUUUACUGUAUAAUAUUUGGCUAUUCUGAAUAUUCAAUCUCACCAUUCUGGAUUUGUUGCCAUGAGCAACAGCGAAUCCAAAGUACCUGGAAGUGAUAACCCAUAGUAUGGUGUUACAUAUUUUAGACACAAUUUCUAAUUGGAUGAUGUUCUAUUGCAUGUCCGCUUGCCCCUGGUUUCCUAAUGGCAAAUCGCUUAUUAUAUUCGCACAGCGAUUUUGCUGGAUGCACACUCUAGUUCCUCUAAAACUCUAUAUGAGAAAUACUAAGAUGUACCUACCGCAAUUAUCUGUUAUCAAUUAUCCUUGUUGAAGAAAUAACCUGACAGUUGGAUGCGAAUUAUGGAUUAAAAAAAUCAGGAAUCA
Messenger RNA from Anneissia japonica, 1048 nucleotides. RefSeq names its product dynactin subunit 5-like. The record is from RefSeq and is a predicted model, not a curated record. NCBI's taxonomy places the organism in Eukaryota, Metazoa, Echinodermata, Crinoidea, Comatulida, Comatulidae. The transcript is spliced from 6 exons. The coding region runs from base 107 to 658 and encodes 183 amino acids.